Sorghum bicolor (sorghum) is the source of this 708-nucleotide messenger RNA. RefSeq lists its product as uncharacterized. Bases 175 to 468 code for a protein of 97 amino acids. Lineage: Eukaryota; Viridiplantae; Streptophyta; Magnoliopsida; Poales; Poaceae. The record is from RefSeq and is a predicted model, not a curated record. The transcript is spliced from 2 exons.
CUUAAGCUCGCCGCUUCUUCUGUUCACAGUCCAUGUGUGUUGUUUUCCUCCUCCUCCUUCGAUUCCUUCUUGUCCCCCCGUCCCCUCUCUCUGGCAAACACGGACGGCCGACGACGACGACGACGGGUUGUCGGCGGCGUCGCUCAUCACCGGCGGACGGCAGCGGCGGUGUCGAUGGAGUGGUGGCAGAAGGCGGUGGUGGUGCCGGUGAAGCGCGCGUGGAUCGUCGUCGCCGCCCGGCUGACGACGCGCCGUAAGAAAGACGACGGCGGCGGCGGCGGCCACAGCGUGCUGGUGAAGCUCCACGACGACGUCCAGACGUGCGCGUACGAGGACGUGCAGGUGAUGUGGGAGAUGCUGCAGCGGGCCGAGACGGGCAGACUGGCGCGCGAGCCCUCGCCCAAGGGCGCCCGCGCGCUCGUCUGGCUGCACCGCCACCACAAGAUGGACCCGCGCGGGCGCUGCUGAGGACGACCGACUACCCUGAUGCUUCCUCCUUCCUUCGGCUUCAUUCGCUUGCCUGCCCCUACCCCCUCCUGUGCAGCCUUGCUCUGUGAUGGAUCUGUGUGCGAGGGUCACUCUGGCUGCUGUGUAUAUAUUACAUACAGGCUACAGCCCUGCUGUGCCUUUCGUUUGCUUUGCUCGGAUGUAAAUAUUCACAGUUUCAUCUUUCAAGAAAAAAAGGAGAAGAGAGAGAUCAUAGUACCA